Messenger RNA from Mya arenaria, 1251 nucleotides. RefSeq lists its product as uncharacterized. Lineage: Eukaryota; Metazoa; Mollusca; Bivalvia; Myida; Myidae. The record is from RefSeq and is a predicted model, not a curated record. Bases 478 to 981 code for a protein of 167 amino acids. The transcript has 3 exons.
UAGUUUCGGACAUAUUCAGACAAAAUAUCAUCUAGAUCAUUAUAACAAGUACCAAUCGGUAGAAGGAACCUUGAUUGCCCAGUUAAUAGAAUCUGAAAACACAUUUCUAGAAGAGCCGAGGCGGAAAUUCACUCAUUUAUCGGAAAUAACAGCAUCUUUAAGAAUUGUCUAGGCGCAGUUUCAUAUUUGGUAAAUAUCACCCGGAUCGACAGCAAUAUCCCUCUCUAUGAUCUCCGAGGACUAGGGCAACUCACAUGUUCGCGGAAGUAUGGAUAUGAAUUUCUAGGAACAAUUUGCAAAGGACCGUAGCUAAUACGUAAUAUAAAGGAUAACUGAAGCGUGAAAUUUGACUUCAUCUUAAAAAAUAAGACGUACAUUAGGUUUUUGAUUAGGGAUUUUCAACAUUCAUUUGGAAUAAAGAGAGAUUUUCUGAUAUUUAUUAUAAAUAUAUUUGUUUUGAUAAUACAAGCGGGAACUAUGCAUUCGUAUUUAAGUGUCCUGUUCUUUCUUGGAUCAGUCGGAUGUGGAUUGGCGUGGUACAAUCGCUAUGACAAUGCCGUAUAUGGCGGGGGAUGGUCGCCUGAUAGGCGCAGCCUAAAAUCAUCGUGUUUGGGUCCACAAGAAAGGUGUAUGAAGUCAUAUCAAUGUUGCUCCGAUGAACGAGGCGUCCAGAUGAAGUGUAUGGUGAAUGGCGAUGUAGGGGCCGGCGAGUUUGGCUUCGGGCAGUGUACACCUAAUAAUCAGAUGCUUGAAGCGAUUCGCUAUGCAAAUGGGGGAAAAUUCGGCUUUAAAAAAGACGGUCAGUCUUGUGAGGACAGCUCCGAAUGUUAUGACCAGUGCUGCAGGAUCAUCAAGAUGCAUAGAAUGGGUUAUAAGAAGAAAUGCGGAAAGUCUUACGGAGAUGCAUGUUUUCAACGAGUGUACCAUCCUAAUGACAUUUUUGCAUAUGAUGGCUACAAUAAGGGCUACAAUAAGAAUUAGCCAAUCUUUACAAUUCAUCCAAAUAAAACAAAAAAACGUUUAGCAUCAUUUUAAUAUUCAAUCAACUGUUAAACAGUCUUAACGUUUUUAGUUAAAUAGAUUCUAACAGUAGAAUAAUGUACAAACGGAAUUCAACAUAUGCAUCUAUUAACUUAUUUGUGAACGAGGCAGUUCACAGUUCAUAACAGUGUUUGAUCGACAAAGCAUUCAUCUAGGUUAGGAUGACUGCGAUAUUUUCGUGACAUAUGAUGAAAUAAAACAUUGGGAGUA